Molecule: messenger RNA, 468 nt
Organism: Batrachochytrium dendrobatidis JAM81
Lineage: Eukaryota; Fungi; Chytridiomycota; Chytridiomycetes; Rhizophydiales
Exons: 6
Biological process (GO): vesicle-mediated transport; intracellular protein transport
Cellular component (GO): intracellular membrane-bounded organelle; membrane coat
Source: RefSeq, a predicted model, not a curated record
AUUGAGUACUUUAUUGUAUUCUCAAAGUACGGGAAAAUGAGACUAAAGCGUUUAUUCAAAACAGUUUCUUCUGGUAAAAAGUCUCAGAUAAUGAACGACACAAUGGCACAGAUACUCAAACGUACUAAUGCAAUGUCCAAUAUCCUGGAUUUCCGGGGAUCUCGUCUAAUAUAUAAACGGUAUGCAAGCUUGUAUUUUUGUGCCAGCAUUGAAGAAAAUGAUAAUGAACUAAUCACACUGGAGUUAAUUCAGAGAUACGUCCAGCUUUUAGAUGCAUAUUUUGGAAAUGUGUGUGAACUGGAUAUUAUCUACGGGAUUGUUGAGGCGUACAUCAUUCUUGAUGAACUAUUGAUAGCCGGCGAGAUGGCCGAACCAAAUCUACGCGGAUUACUCAAAUCCAUCACAAAAGUAAGUGCAUCAUGUCUAAAGCUGUCUAUUCACAGCAUCAUAUUAAACACGCAUUUUUGA